Molecule: messenger RNA, 2364 nt
Organism: Metopolophium dirhodum (rose-grain aphid)
Lineage: Eukaryota; Metazoa; Arthropoda; Insecta; Hemiptera; Aphididae
Exons: 6
Coding region: 1-2364 (787 amino acids)
Source: RefSeq, a predicted model, not a curated record
AUGGAUUUGAUUGAACAGAAAGAUAAAUUGGAUGUUAUAAAUGUGGAUGUUCGGACAGUUAAAAAACCAUCAAGACACGAUUCUGAAAACUAUUUCCGUGAAGCAUUUAAACCAUUGAGUACAAGUAUAGAAAAAAAUAAUCAAUGUAACUCGCACCCAGCUGAUCAAAAAAAUACGGAAACCUCACAUAUUAGUGACGAAGAUGACGAUGUAUUAAAUUCAACAUUUUCAAAUUUUUUUAAUAAUCGACAGACAAUACAACGUUAUGAUAAAUCCUAUGGUAUGUAUUAUGAUAAAGCUAGUGAUUCGUACAAAAUAGGAGAUCACACAGUAACUUUUUGUCAUGGUAACUUACAGUUGGUUAAUAAAUACUAUAAAUGGACUAAAGGGCUAUGGUCGUUAUUAUGCGAGAAGGAACCAAAAAAUCACACUAUAGAAGAUAUGGAAUCUUAUUAUGAUAUUUUAAGAACAACACAUGUUCAUUUAAAACCCGAUGGGAAACCCAAAACCUCAAGAUACUUUAAAUGGAUUAAUGUUGUAAAACCUCUGUACGAACGAAUGAAAAAUGAGGAUCAUCAGUUAAACAAAGAAAUAACUAAAAUUAAUACCCCUAAAACUCCUCAAAUUAACUUAUUACCAUUUAACGAACAUAUAUCUAGGUUGAGCGCUAAACGUAGUAAUAUUCAUAAUAAUACAACCAUGGGAAAUGCGCCGUUUGAAUUUCAACCAACAGCUAACAGUUCUAUGAUUUCAGAACCUGUUGUUGAAAAUAUGUUUAGUUUUACUUCAACACCGCAGACUAAUAAUAAAGGUGCUGGUUUAUAUAAAGAUGUAAUACCUCAAACCCAGUUAGUUUAUUAUGACGACCCAAAUGAGCUAGUGACUAGAUUAAAUCUUUUAGCAUCAUCACAAAGUGCGGCAAAUGUCGAUCGGAAGCGUCAAUGGGUGAUGUUCACCGAGGACAAUGGUGUCAAUGCUCGACAGAUAUUGGCUCACUCCAAGCUCUGUUCAAGGCAUUUUGUUGCCGGUCAUGAUUACUACGGAGGAGCCGUACAUCGCCGUCGACUAACUGUUGGAGCAGUGCCGUCAGUAGUGCUUGGGGACGUCGAGAUGGAAGAAAGAGAGCACGUGGAGGUCGUCGGCGUCCCAGUGGAGGGUGUGGAGUACGUGGAAGUCGUUGGCGUCCCAGUGGAUGUAGGGGAUGAUGUGGAAGGAGUAGAGGGGGUGGAGGACAUUGAAUUUGUCGAGGUCCUGAUGGAAGGUGUGGAGGAAGUGGAGGACGAGGUAGUCCAGAUGGAAGUGGUAGAGGACGAGGUGGUCCAGAUGGAAGUGGUGGAGGACAUGGAAUUUGUUGAGGUCCAGAUGGACGGAGGGGAUGACGUGGAAGUGGUAGAAGUCCAGAUGGACGGAUGGGAGGACGUGGAAGUGGUAGAAGUGCAGAUGGACGAAGUGCAAGCGGAACUGGAGUUUGAGGACAUGCUCGACGAAGAGUUCCGACCACUUGCCGUGGAUGAACAACCCCGAGGGCGUGCGCCAAUAAUUGACAGGCAGGCAGGCGUGACACACCCGCUUCCAGAGCGGCACAACGCGGGCGCGUUAAACAGAAUCUGCACACAGUGUAACGCCCGCCACUUCGAAGGCGAGGUUGUGGGCCGGGAUGCCAAUAGGCACUUCUCCACUUGCUGUAACAACGGUCAAGUGACCGCUGCAGGACAACACGCGUUGUUGCCCGCCCCUUUUUUACUAAUGAGUUUGUUGAUUGGAGAUUCACAGGAUGGUCGUAGAUUCCGAGACGACAUUCGCCGGUACAACAACGCCCUGGCAUUCGCUGCGUUUAGCUGUGGCUCAGACGACAGGCGUUUGCGAGGGCGUGGACCGCGAACGAUGUGUAUCCAAGGCCAAACUUAUCAGAGGAUAAAUAAUGACGUGGCCGUUGACCGAGUAGAUGCCAACUACUGUCAGUUGUAUUUCCUCGAGUCCGCAGAGGCCAACACCCGCCGCGUUGGGAUGGCUCUGCAGAGAAAUCAGCGUGAACUGUCCGUAGUUGUGAUGGGACUAUUGGACGGUUUUCUGCGGGACGUAAAUCCGUACGCAAUGGCUUUUAAGAACAUGCGUGAGGUGUGGCUGGCAGAAAAAGACCUAGCCGAUGCCGAUCCCGCAGGUGUGCGACCUAGGCCAGUGACGAUGCAUUUUGUCCGAGAUGCGGCCCGGGACGACGGGCGAAACAACCUGCCUACCGCAAACGAAGUUGCGGCCGUGUUCGUAGGUGAAGGGGGUCGUCCGCCAAGAGACAUUAAUCUGGUCAUCUACGAUACGAAUCCAAUCAACCCGCAACACAGGAUGCAAACCAUACCAGCGGGUUAG